AUGUCUCAAAUGUUAGAAGACUUAUUAAAACAGUACUCUUACAAGCCCAAGAAAUCGACGAACUCGCGAAAUAUUAUUUUGAUAGGUGAUGACUUGCACGUCGUCGAGAGACUUUGUUCAUUAGAUUCAUUUAAGAAAGAGGUCUGUACGGUUUCCGAGGAGACUGGCUCUUGUCCGUGUCAAAAAAACGAUGAGAACGGAAGUCAUCUUUUAAAAUACAAUAAGCUGUUCAUAGGUUCAGUCACAGAAGAAGAAUGGGAACUGAAUGUUUGGAGCGUAAGCACACUCUCAGCUUCCCUCAUUCAAUAUGCAAUUGAUAAAUGUCUAAAAAUUUCUUCACUAGAAGACUUACUAGUCAUUUUCCAGUAUGACGCAUCCAACGGAUGGAGCGGUUACUGUCAACGGUUAUGUGAGUUUUAUCUUAUCGUCAAAAAUGCCUUGUCUAUAUCCACAGAAGAGGAAUCAACUUACAGAAAAAAAGUCCUCGAGAGCUAUAACUUGCCUCAAAAUUUUCAAUGGAGACGAAAGUCGGUUUUCCCGUUAUUCAUGGUCCUUUGUGAACAAGUGCCUUCUGAAGCAAACUCAUCGGGUUUUUAUGAGCAAAACGAGGACUUUGUGCAACAAUUUACACGUUCUCUCUUACUGCAAAUUCAAACAGGACAAUUCCUGUGUAGCAGUGAUCACGUAACAGAAUGGGCGCUUCUCGGUUCAGCCAUUUGUAAUACAUUGCGCAUUGUGAACAAAACGAAAAAUGUUGUGCCAGUUGGUGCAAGAAACCAAGUAUACAUACCAUCAUUUUCUGACUCUGAGAAGCAAGUUGAUGAUCUACUUGCUGGGUGCUCUAUAAAAGAAGUGGCAGAAGCAUUUCGAAAACUAGAAAAUGUAGGGAAAAAAGAGCCCUUAUUACAGCUUUUUCAUCAAUAUGUCCCUGCACCAAAAAACAGACCAAAAGCUGCACAGUUUCUUAAACCGCGAAAAUCAGUUCAAGAAUUUUUGUUGGAGUUAAAAAGGAAACGCUCAGAAUUCUUUGAUACAAGCAUGGAGGACAUAAGUUUCACUUCGACGGAAGACAAUUUGCCUCAAAGCACGAAGCAAAAUAGAGCAGACACUAACGAAAGUGGAGGACAUAAUCAAAUUCUAGCAAACUUUUUCCAAAGUCUUCUGAAAUCUGAAACAUCUUAA
Molecule: messenger RNA, 1182 nt
Organism: Schizosaccharomyces japonicus yFS275
Lineage: Eukaryota; Fungi; Ascomycota; Schizosaccharomycetes; Schizosaccharomycetales; Schizosaccharomycetaceae
Exons: 5
Coding region: 1-1182 (393 amino acids)
Biological process (GO): microtubule-based movement
Cellular component (GO): cytoplasmic dynein complex; cytoskeleton
Source: RefSeq, a predicted model, not a curated record